Messenger RNA from Syzygium oleosum, 2304 nucleotides. RefSeq names its product lysM domain receptor-like kinase 3. The record is from RefSeq and is a predicted model, not a curated record. The transcript is spliced from 10 exons. Lineage: Eukaryota; Viridiplantae; Streptophyta; Magnoliopsida; Myrtales; Myrtaceae. Gene Ontology annotation, biological process: protein phosphorylation; innate immune response. The coding region runs from base 94 to 1938 and encodes 614 amino acids. Gene Ontology annotation, molecular function: ATP binding; transmembrane receptor protein kinase activity.
GGUCAUCGCCAAAGCAACAAGGUGCAAAGCAAAAGACAGCUCUAGGCUCAAAGGCGCGUUUUGUUUAUUUGCCGACCGGAUGCUCAUCAAAGAAUGGCUCGUUUGAUCAGUAAAUUCUUCCUGUCUCUCAUCUCGCUGGUUUUUAUCUCCAGAUCUGCCCUCUCCCUAAGUGUGUUCAGCAAGACAAGCCUCAUGCAGCCUUUCCCAUGUUCAGAAGCGCCGCAAUCGUGCAAUUCUUGCUUGUACCAUAUCUCUAGAGGACUUCACGUAGAAAAGAUAGCAUCCCUCUACUCGGUCAACGUGUCAGAAAUUAAACCGAUAAUCCACGGCGCUCAGCUAGAUUAUCUGGUAUCUGUGCCUUGCACUUGUAGAUACCUGAAUGGCACCAAUAGAUACUCCUAUGAUACUUCUUACAAAGUACAGCCAGACGAUUCAUUUGCCAGAGUCAACAAUGAGUGGUACAGUGGACAAGCUUAUAGUGUCACUGGUGAGGAGGUAUUUAAUGCUGGAAAUACGGUAACUAUGCAUCUCUUGUGUGGUUGUGUGGAAGAAGGAUAUCAAGAAAUCGUGACUUACACGGUUCAAGAACACGACACUCUAUCACAGAUUGCACAUCUGCUAUCCUCAAAUUUGAGUGAGGUCGAGAAACUAAACCCAAAGUUGACUUGGGAUCCAAGUUAUAUAGAUGUCGGGUGGGUGCUGUAUAUACCCAUGGAAAAUAGAGCAACUCGAGGUCACAAGCAACGGAAAAUGAAGAAGUGGAUUGAGAUAGCGGUGAUCCUGAUCCUGUCAGGGGUAACUUUAGCGUCGAUGAGCAUACUGUUUUGGUUAUAUCAAAGGAGAAACAGAAGGGGCAAAGGGGGACAAGUAGAUCGUGGGGCAACAACUAAGAGCACAGAUGCCCAGAGGACUAUCCCACUGAAGCAACUCUUCCACGAAAAGGACUUUGAAGAUGUGAAAUUUGAUUCAGAUAAACCAGUUAUGUACAGCUUGGAGGAUAUGCAUGAGGCUACAAAAGACUUUGAUGAUGCUCGAAAAAUUGGAGAGGGAGGGUAUGGGAGUGUGUAUUUUGGCAUAUUAGGAGACCGGGAAGUUGCUAUUAAGAAGAUGAAAUCCAGCAGUUCAAAGGAGUUCUUUGCAGAGCUUAAAGUUUUGUGCAAAAUACAUCACAUUAAUGUGGUGGAUCUUCUUGGAUAUUCAAGCAGUGACAACCAUUUAUACUUGGUAUAUGAGUAUGUUCCAAGUGGCUCACUGAACGACCACCUUCACGAUCCUUUCCUGAAAGGUUUCCAACCUCUCUCCUGGAUGGCCAGAGCAAAUAUAGCACUUGAUGCUGCAAGUGGAAUCGAGUACAUUCAUGAUCAUACCAAGGCGCGCUACGUGCAUCGUGACAUCAAGACGAGUAACAUUUUACUCGACCAGGGGCUCAGAGCAAAGGUAGCUGAUUUUGGACUCGCAAGACUGGUGGAACGAUCAAAUGAACAAGAAGUAUUUGCAACACGUGUAGUCGGCACACCUGGUUAUAUUCCUCCUGAGUCUGUCCGCGAGCUGCAAAUGACAUCGAAAGGAGAUGUUUAUGCUUUUGGAGUGGUUUUAGCAGAAAUAGUAACUGGUCAGCGCGCUCUAGCUCGUGAUGACAGGGACCCAAAUAAGCUUAAGACCCUAAUAUCAACUAUGACAACGAUUUUCGAAGGCCAACAACCACAAAAUGCUUUGGAAGCAAUCAUAGAUUGUAACUUGAGAGGGAGUUACCCCUUUGAGGAGGUUUUUAAGAUGGCGGAUUUAGCGUGGCGAUGUCUGAAUGAUGAUGCUAUCAACAGACCGGAAAUGAGAGAAAUUGUUCAUGAACUCUCUCACAUUUUAACGUCCUCAAUGGAGUGGGAAGCAUCACUUGGAGGGAAUGACCGAGUCUUCAGCGGGUUGUUGAACGGAAGAUGAACGAGAGCACUCGAGGCAACGGCCAGGAAUCGACUCUAAAUGCCUUUGUCGCCCCUCGCUCAGUGCCAAUUUCAGCGAGUUUCUUUGGUGUUCAUCUUGACUUAUCCAAAUUGGAAACAAAGGAGAUGCACUUAUCCAGUUUGAUCCUCGCACGAGUUAUGAUUUCGUUGUUUGAAGUGGAAGGAGACUAUGAGCUCUCACACACAGCUCGACUGUCAUGAUUUCUGUGAAGGCGAAUGGUUACAACCGACGGAUUGUGAAUAUUUAUAACGUCUCUUUUUGUCCCUUUGAUACUUGGCAUGAAACUGCAAAUUAGAACACGUGAUGCUGGACUGGUAUAAGAUUCAAUGUGCAAUGAUCAUUUCC